Messenger RNA from Sipha flava (yellow sugarcane aphid), 1656 nucleotides. RefSeq names its product protein-tyrosine sulfotransferase (gene Tpst). Gene Ontology annotation, biological process: peptidyl-tyrosine sulfation. Gene Ontology annotation, cellular component: Golgi apparatus. Gene Ontology annotation, molecular function: protein-tyrosine sulfotransferase activity. The transcript is spliced from 6 exons. The record is from RefSeq and is a predicted model, not a curated record. Bases 342 to 1541 code for a protein of 399 amino acids. NCBI's taxonomy places the organism in Eukaryota, Metazoa, Arthropoda, Insecta, Hemiptera, Aphididae.
UUCGUUCAGUCCGCAGUCCGACAGUGAGCGUGUUGGUCGCCGCGUUCACGAAAAAUCGCGCCGUCGUCUCUGUACGAGAGUGACAAACGUGCCGCGCGUCUCGUCCCCGAACGACCACGACAACGAGUCUCUAGUUCCGCGCACCACCCGAGACCCUUAACGAUAUAAUAUAUAUCAUAUAAUUCGUCGUUUGCCUCUUGCGUUUUGUUUUUCUAAAAAAAUAAUUUUUUUUUUCUCUCCUUUUCGUCGUUUACUUUGCCGUCGAACACAUUAUUUUUGUCCCGUUUCGUCACUUUUUUGUUUUUUUUUUUUGCAAUUUUCGUCGUCCCAAAUGUCUCAAAAUGACGUACUACAGCAAUUUCGGUAGUAGUGGUGUGCACAAAACCACCAGCAAACACAACGGAGACGUGAUCGCCUGUCACAAGUGUGGUGGAUAUAAGGUGGUGAACCAUGUGGGCAGAAUGAGUCGGGGCCGCAGAAAACUGUUGAUGUACGGACUGAUUGUCGGCAUAUUUCUGCUGCUGGUGUACAAGAUGCGCACAUGCCCGGAACCCGAACCUCAGACCAUGUUCAUGAUGCCGAAAGACAAAUUCGUCACCGACGAGAACAUGAAGGUGUACACUUACGACCGAAACAUGCCUCUGAUAUUCAUCGGCGGCGUGCCCAGGUCCGGCACCACGCUCAUGAGAGCAAUGUUGGACGCGCACCCAGACGUCCGGUGCGGACAGGAAACGCGGGUGGUGCCGAGGAUCCUGCAGAUGCGUAACCACUGGUACAAGUCAUCUAAGGAGUCGCUGCGACUUAAGGAGGCCGGCGUGUCCGAGGAAGUGAUCAACUCCGCGGUCGCCUCGUUCAUACUGGAAGUGAUCGCCCGACACGGCGUCCCUGCGCCCCGGCUGUGCAACAAAGACCCGUUGGCGCUCAAGUCCAUGGACUACCUGAAGGUGUUAUUCCCGAACGCCAAGUACAUAUUCAUGGUGCGCGACGGCCGGGCCACGGUCCAUUCGAUCAUAUCGCGAAGAGUGACAAUCACCGGUUUCGAUUUGAACAGCUACAGGCAGUGUCUGGAAAAAUGGGAUGACGCCAUCACCGUUAUGUACAAAAACUGCCUCAAAGUCGGCUCCGGGUACUGCCUGAUGGUGUACUACGAGCAGCUGGUGCUCAGACCCCGGACCACGUUGACCAAGAUACUCAACUUCCUGGACAUUCCAUGGAACGAGACUGUGCUUCAUCAUAACGAGAUGAUCAACAAGCCAGGAGGAAUCGCACUGUCCAUGGUGGAACGUUCCUCGGACCAAGUGGUCAGACCGCUGUACCAAGAAGCUUUGACCAAAUGGGUGGGCCAGAUACCCGACGACGUGGUCAGCGACAUGGCCAACAUCGCGCCCAUGCUGACCGUGCUGGGAUACGACCCGGCCGGGAAUCCGCCCAUUUACGGUAUCCCGGAAGACGAACAACAGCAGCAUCAGCAACAGCAGUACGACACGAUUUCCAGUGGAGACGAGAAACAGACGACCAGUACAAUCAACAGUAGGAGGUAGUUGAAAAUGAUACGCCAUCGCGUCUUCAAAUUGUUUUCGUUUACUUAAAUAUUUUUCGCGUGUAUAUAUAUAUUUAAAAAUAUAUAUAUAUAUAUAUAUCUGAUGAAAUCGUGUU